AUGGAAUGGCCUUCUGCUUUUAAUGUUGCAAAAUUCGACGGGUUUAGUGUUGAGAUCACCAUACAUUGUAAAUACCUGCCAAAACGCUACCGGCCUAGUGUUACUGCAAGCAAUUCCCAGCAGCCAGACUCAGCCGCAGUGGAGAAUCAGGAACAGGAGACUACAGCCGCUAACACAACCCCUGACGACGAAGCAUGA
Messenger RNA from Penicillium soppii, 198 nucleotides. RefSeq lists its product as uncharacterized. The record is from RefSeq and is a predicted model, not a curated record. The coding region runs from base 1 to 198 and encodes 65 amino acids. The transcript has a single exon. NCBI's taxonomy places the organism in Eukaryota, Fungi, Ascomycota, Eurotiomycetes, Eurotiales, Aspergillaceae.